Messenger RNA from Zea mays, 743 nucleotides. Its product is annotated as histone H4. The record is from RefSeq and is a predicted model, not a curated record. The transcript has a single exon. Gene Ontology annotation, cellular component: nucleosome. Gene Ontology annotation, molecular function: DNA binding; structural constituent of chromatin; protein heterodimerization activity. Lineage: Eukaryota; Viridiplantae; Streptophyta; Magnoliopsida; Poales; Poaceae. The coding region runs from base 32 to 445 and encodes 137 amino acids.
CAAAGACCCCGCCUAUAUAGCCCAGCCGCACAUGCCUGCAAUACCCACCUCAGCACUAGUCUCCUCUUCGCACGAGCGCAACACCAUCCACCCACCAGUUCGAAGCGGAGGCGACCGGCAACCUGCGGCGGAGAUGUCAGGCAGGGGCAAGGGCGGCAAGGGGCUCGGGAAGGGCGGCGCGAAGCGUCACCGGAAGGUGCUGCGCGACAACAUCCAGGGGAUCACGAAGCCGGCGAUCCGGAGGCUGGCGAGGAGGGGUGGCGUGAAGCGCAUCUCCGGGCUGAUCUACGAGGAGACCCGCGGCGUGCUCAAGAUCUUUCUCGAGAAUGUCAUCCGCGACGCUGUGACCUACACGGAGCACGCCCGUCGCAAAACCGUCACCGCUAUGGACGUCGUGUACGCCCUCAAACGCCAGGGCCGCACUCUCUAUGGCUUCGGCGGCUAGGUUAGGUGUGGGUAAUUGCCUGUCCAGGUGUCUCGGAUCUGUGGUACUAGUUUGGCUGCCUUCCUGUGUUCGUAUUGUAGUAGUUGUGGUAGCUGGUUGCUUUGUCGUCCUGUAGUCGUGCUUCUUUGGGUCUGUAAGAACCGCUGGUUCGAUGGGAUUGGAUUGGACGGUGAAGUAGGAAUGUUGGCAUGUUAGACUUUUCUCCAACGUAGCGUUGCCUCUAAUUUGAUCUCUCGAUUUAUUUUCAAUUGGGGUGCACUGUAAUUCUUCCUGUCUAAUUCAAAUCCCCUUUCUGAAA